GCUACAAUGUAGCACUGUCUGUUUCCGCAUUGGCAUAUUUACUCUGUUUUUUUAUGUAAUUGAAGUCCGUUUUUUUUACAAGGUGUUUCUGUAGUUUUUUUUAUUUGUAUUAAUGUUCCUGCUUUUCUGUGAGGCGACUCAAGGGCUUGGCAUUACACUUACUGCAUUAAAUGUCACGCGGAAACCAAAUCAAUUGGCGACGUGAAAGCAGGAACUUUUUGUCCUCCGUGUUGUGAGGUUCGGCGCAUUUCCCUGUUGCUUUUAGAGGAGACAGUUUAACAAGUGCGGUUUCAUUUUUUUUAAUUUUGUUUUCUCCAUGUUCAUCACGAUUAUAUUUGGUUUGCUGGUCUUGUGCCAGCACACCUCUUUUGUCACCGGAAUUCCUGUCGCUGAGAGGGACCUGAACAGAAAUUUGGGACAUGUUCUGGAAAUGAAGCAGCACUUCACUUGGAGAAAUAUUACUUGUCCGCUGUGUAAAGCCGCCUUCGGUAUUCUUAAUAUCGCCAUGCAGAUUGAGAAAAAUAAAGACUAUGUGGCAUCGUUGUCUGCCAAAAUCUGUGUCUGGCUGCAUUUUGAAGAGCCUAACAUUUGCACAAAAAUAACUGAACUGUUCAAGGAAGAUGUGAUAGCUGCUGUCAUGGAUUCUGUGCUCCAGCCAUCUGAAAUAUGUGCAGUGCUGAUUGGAGAGCAAUGUGGUCAUUUUGACCUCUUUUCAGAGUGGAACGUCACACUGCCUCACACACCAAAGCCUCCGGUGAUCCCUCCAGUGCCUCCUAAACCAAGUACUCCUCGUAACAGGAUCCUAUUUCUCACUGAUGUACAUUGGGAUCGUGAUUAUGCAGAGGGCAGUAAUAUUGAUUGUAAAGAACCACUGUGCUGCAGGCGUGAUUCAAGCCCAGCACACCAUCAUCAAACAGGUGCUGGACGCUGGGGUUCGUACAGUAAAUGUGACCUGCCUUUACACACUGUAGAGAACCUCUUACAACAUUUAGCUGCUACUGGUCCAUGGGAUUGGGUCUAUUGGACUGGAGACAUUCCAGCUCAUAAUGUGUGGGAUCAGACUCGUGAUCAGCAGCUGCUUGAAAUAAGAACAAUUUCCAAGCUCAUCCACAAAUACCUGGGUAAUCUGCCUGUGUAUCCUGCUGUGGGAAAUCAUGAGAGUGCUCCUGUGAAUAGUUUCCCACCACCAUUCAUUGUUGGAAAUCACUCCUCAUCAUGGCUUUAUAACGCAAUUGCAGAUGAAUGGGCAGUUUGGCUAGCCCCAGAGGCACAGAAGACAAUUAGAUGGGGAGGUUUUUACACAAUGCAGAUUCGGCCUGAUCUGCGCUUGGUUUCCCUCAACAUGAAUUUCUGCGCCAAGGAAAAUUUUUGGCUGUUGAUUAAUAAUACAGACCCAGCAGGUCAGCUUCAGUGGCUUAUUGGUGUUCUACAGCAAUCUGAAUUGAAAGGAGAAAAGGUUCAUAUCAUUGGUCAUAUUCCACCAGGACUAUGUUUGAAGACUUGGAGCUGGAACUACUAUAAAAUUGUAAAUAGGUUUGAAAGCACAAUUGCAGGUCAGUUCUUUGGACAUACACACCUUGAUGAAUUUCAGAUGUUUUAUGAUGAGGAAACUCUCACUCGCCCUGUGUCUGUUGCAUUCAUCGCACCCAGUGUUACAACUUUCAUUAAUCUCAACCCAGGUUAUCGAGUCUACGAGAUUGAUGGAGAUUACCCUGGAAGCUCAAGGAUAGUUGUAGACCAUGAAACCUACAUUCUUAACCUAACUGAAGCAAACAUGGAAUCUACCUCUAUCCACUGGAAACGUCUGUACAAUGCCCGAGAAAAUUAUGAACUGAAGACUCUCUUUCCCUCGGACUGGGAUAAUCUUAUCAGCACAUUCCAGAAGAAUGAUAGUGUGUUCCAGAAUUUUUGGCAUCUUUAUCAUAAGGGUCACAUUUCAGAGCCCUGUCAAAAUGCCUGUAAAGCCACAGUACUGUGCUCCCUCCGUUCAGGUCGGUCUGGUGAUCCUCAGCUAUGUCUUGAUAUGCUUCCAGGUCUGUCUUACAGUGAAAUAGAGAAAGCAAGGUAUCGAACAACAAUGUGUUAAUUGGGGAGAUUAUUUAUCAAAUUAGUUAAAGAAAUACAUGUAAAAAAAUAAUGUGAGCAUUACAUGCUUUAACAUCCCCUUGUAAAUGUAUAGUUAGAAUCUUAAUAACAUGUUAAACAGCUGGUUACAUACAGUAAGUACUGAGGGACUAAACUUAAUUUUUAAAUGUUAAUUUAAUAGACUUUAUUAUAUUUAUGCAUUGGUAUAUAUUUAAGAAACCUGCAACACAAGUGUUUUAUCCUGCCUUUUAACUAGAAAUUUCCUUUGGAUGGAAAUAUGAGUUUUUUAGAAAUGUGUAAUUUUUAUUUUCAUUUUCUUUUUAAGUUUAUACUAAAACCUUAAUUUGCUUGACUCCUAAGAUCCUAAAAGCACAUGGGCUUGUAAAGGUAACUUGAUCAGAUUCACUUUAUUUAGUAAGUGCAAUGUACUUCUGAACAAGAGGACUGCAGAAGCAUUGGGUUAAUUUCAAUGUUUCUGAAAUCUUCUCAUCAAAGCCGAUGGCGUACUCACGGAAUUCACCUUAUCAGAUUGGGUUUUGUUACUAAAUGAAGUUAAUAUUUACAGUGCUUUCUAUUUUUGUUAGUUGUGAAAAUGAGCAUAAGUAGGACAUUUCCCACUUUCACUUGUACUUACUCAUAGUAAACGGAAGUCUGUGUUAUGUCACAAAGGUCACUGUGGCUGCAGAUUUUUUGCACACUUUUGUUCUUUAUUUUGGCAUUUUGAUUGAUCCCUUUUUGGGGUUUUGUCACUGAUGAUGAUAUUGGGUAGCUACAGAUUUCUUUUUGCUAUGCAACAAUUAUUGUCAGUGUGUAUGGCACUGGCAGUGGCUUUAUUGGUGCCAUUUUAUAUAAAGCAAAUGCUAAACAAUGCACACUCUGUGUUGCUUUUGUCACAGUCAUCACCUAGAAAGAAAUGUUAAUGCCAGAUUUUUCUUAUGGCUGCUAAAUCACUCAGGUGCCAGAUUAUAUGCAAUCUCAGCCACAAGACAAAAUCCGUACCCAAAAAUCAGUGUAUCACCAGAAUGUUUAUUUAGUGGCAGAUCCGAACUCAGGAAUGAUGGAUUGCCAAGGUCAGACAUUGCUCAAGAACUUUGCCUUAACUGUACAUAAAUGUAGCAGUAGCUGGGACCCCCAUGCAAUAUACAUCUCCGUUAUUUUAAUUUUAAGGAUGCUGUCUGAGCUCCUGCACCUGAGGCUUGAAUCUUGUAAAACUCAGGGUCACUUUUUUCAUGAUUAGAGCUUUAUGUUCUCCCCAGGUGAUCUUUCUCCCCCCAGCCCCCCAAUUCAAACCCCUGUGCAUUUUCUUUUCUUUUCCUCACCUAAAUAAAAAGCCUUCAUCUACCGUGUUCACAUCCAAACACACAAUCCUAAUUUUUGCCUUUGCAAAGGGCUGGUCUUAUUUCAGCAACUAUACAGAUUUAAUCAGUGGGCCAUGACAGUAUUUUGCCUCUCCUUUGAAGUCAAUUGUAUAAAAACUAAAGACUCAAAAUACACUUAUUUCUGCUUUUUCCAUUAUUUUGAUUGCAGCAGUACCAUACACAUAAUAAUAGAGGCAACAUGCACUAAUGCAAUCUGGUAUCUAGACGUGAGGUUAGAACAGUGGCAAUACUUGCUUCGGUCAGCUUGCGUCUUUGGUGUGCAGAAUGCAGUCUGGUGUUCUGAAAUUUGUAGGCCCAAGGAUGAAAUAUCAUGAAUAUAGACGCGGGUAGUGUUCAUUUUUUUCAGCUUCUUGCAUGCUUAAUGGCACUUGAGGCUGAAAACGAAGAUUCAUGCAGGGUAUGAAAAGAGAGUCUAUUGCUAGCAUAAAAAUGUCUUCUGUGGAUUGUUUAUCCAGUAAGCCAGUCUGUUCUGUCUGUUUGCUGUUAAUCCAGCAAGCUAAUCUCUCUAGCUAGUUUUGAGCUCCUUUUGUUGAGUCCUACUUUUAUUAUGCUUUGUGCUUUUCGGUGGUCCAAAACAAGGGUUUGUUAAGCAGUAUUUCCCCGCAAAAUGAAUCAUACACUCUAAGGUAAGCCUUAGAGGGAAAUUAUGUGCUUCAGUGUUUUCGUUCACACAGGACAACAAACGAUUUGUUCACAUCACUGGUUCUUCAUAGCCUUGAGUUUGAUGGACAGCAGAGCCAGAGGUGCGCUCAUCAAGUGGUCAGUGGUGCACAGGUUUCCUUGUCAAGACUUAGGAAGGGUGGUUUCAUUUCAGUCUUGGUCUCAUUGUCUUUUUUUUUGGGGUGCCUUAGAAUCUAGUAGGAUUAUUGAAAGCUGGUUGUUGUGAAAGUUGAGCUGCUUGCUAGAGGUAGUAGCUCCAAGCACUCACUUGCUGCUGUUACCUUAAGGAGGAAGAGUCACGAUUUUCUAUGUUUUAAUAACAAAAAGUACUCUUUGAUGUGGGUGCUUUGGAAUUGAGGGGGUGGUGGAAUACGGUGUGAAAUGAUUUGGCCCUUUUUUUGUUAAAAUCACUGGAAAAGAGAGGAGUCCAGUGAUGUAACUGGUCUAGCAUGGACAUGCUGGAAGAACUGAAAUCCCAAGAACCAAUGUAGCAGUUAGGGAAGCAGGCGGGCUGUGCUCAGAUUAGGCCACCUCAUUACGUUGAGUUCUUGAGCCAGCAUAAUACUAUGCCCCUGACAUCACCAGUCUGCUCUUUUCUGGAUAUCUAUAUCAAAACAUCUUUCGUUGUUUCACACCGCCUAAUUUUCAAAGCUCCCACGUGAAAGGGUAUUAAAAGAGGCAGAAAUUAGAAUCCAAAAUGUAAUCUUCAAAUCAAGGUCUCUGCUACUUUAUGAACUGAGUGAGUUUACCUGCAAAAAAAAGACCUUGGAAAAAUGGCAGUGUCCCUAAUCUUAGUGAGGGAGUGGACUAAGAUAUGCAUACUGUAUUUAGCUUUAUAAUAAGACAGCUUAACAUACAACUCUGUCACUAAAGUGUUGUAUUGUUCUAUUAAUGUGUGGAAACAUACCAAAUCAUUUUGGUGCAAGUUGAUGGAGAGUAGUCAGUCAGUCAUUUUGUAAACCGUUUAGCCCUGAACAGCAGGGUUGUGGGGGUCUGCUGGAGCCUAUCCCAGCCAGCAUAGGAUGCAAGGUAGGAACAAACCUUGGACAGGGUGCCAGUCCAUCACAGGGCAAGCACACACACCCCAACCACACACUAGUGCCAAUUUAGUGUCGCCAGUUCAUUUAAUAUGCUUGUCUUUGGACUGUAGGAGGAAACCGGACCACCCGGAGGAAACCCAUGUCGACAGUAGUCCUAACUUAAAAGUAUCAUAAUUUUGUGAACAUACACAAAUGAAGUGACCACGUGUAUUUAACAUGUCACCUUUGCUGUGUGUCUCAAAUUGUAUUUUCAUUGAAAUCAAGAACAGAUGAAACCCUGUGGUGUUACCAUUUCUUUGAAUUAUAUUAAUUAUGCUUAAAAGUUUAAGAAAAGUUAUUUAUUUACAGUGUCAUUCCUGCUGCUGCGUUUCAGUGAUGUUCCUGCCUUGACUUGCCAUUAUGUGUGUAAUUUUGGUGAUGAAGGAUUGGCAUACUGUAUUAGUUUGGUAUUCAGAAUUGAGAUGGCUGCACACAUGUGGAGUUGUUCACUUUUCAACUCUUUACUCCAUUCCUGCCAGUGCUGCUAUGUGAAAGCAGGCGAGUGCGAGAGAGCUGAAGCAGCACAUGGCAUCUAUGAACGUCUGGAGUGAGCUGGGUGGCACGUGCCCAUGGCUGUCUUCACCUUCACAGGUAACGGAACACCCUCCCCAUACUUUGGGGGGAACAAAAUAAUUGAAGUUCCUUUAGGGACCUUUGUUUUGAUGUUUUUUGUUUUUAUAAUUCAUGAUGAUUGUAUCAAUGAAGAUCAGUUUCUAUUUUGGUUAAUGAAAUUAUGUUUUGCAAAGUUUUGCACUUGGAAAUAAUUGAAGCAAGUUUUCAUUGUUGUAAAAUUCAUCUGUUAACAUUUUAAAGUACUAUUUAAGAUGUUUUAAUUAUUAAUUUUAUGUUCAUCGUCUCAUUUUUAGACUAGGCAGUUCUAGUCAAGUCUGUGCUGUAAAUAUUUCUUGCUAGUUUGUCUUUAAGCAUACAGUAUAUGCACUUUUAAGUUUAAAGUUUUGACUUACAAGAUGAAUUAAUAACUUGUCAUAUUUUAUUUGCCCAGAUAAGUUAAUAUAUGUAAAUUCAGAUAUUUGUGCUGUUUUUAGCAUUGCCAUUUCGUUAUUUAACGUAUUAAUCUACUGCAUCAAAUCAAAUAUUUGGCUCACAGUGUUGCUUUUUUAAAAAGGAACUUUGGCUAAAAGUACUUAACUGUGACUUGAAUCUUGCUUAAAAAUGAAUUUAACUGAACAAAUGCAUUCUACUAAUAGUAUUAAUAAUUGUGUCAAUGGCAGUAAUUAAAAUGUCAACGCAUUGCUGAUGUGUUCCAUUUUGUGACAAACAGAAAUAAACGAAGCGAGUGCCCUUUU
Erpetoichthys calabaricus (reedfish) is the source of this 6510-nucleotide messenger RNA. RefSeq names its product sphingomyelin phosphodiesterase 1 (gene smpd1). Lineage: Eukaryota; Metazoa; Chordata; Cladistia; Polypteriformes; Polypteridae. The record is from RefSeq and is a predicted model, not a curated record. Gene Ontology annotation, molecular function: acid sphingomyelin phosphodiesterase activity. Gene Ontology annotation, cellular component: lysosome. The coding region runs from base 317 to 2086 and encodes 589 amino acids. Gene Ontology annotation, biological process: sphingomyelin catabolic process; ceramide biosynthetic process. The transcript has 7 exons.